Molecule: messenger RNA, 1357 nt
Organism: Notolabrus celidotus (New Zealand spotty)
Lineage: Eukaryota; Metazoa; Chordata; Actinopteri; Labriformes; Labridae
Gene: nudt21
Product: nudix hydrolase 21
Exons: 8
Coding region: 198-1013 (271 amino acids)
Cellular component (GO): mRNA cleavage factor complex
Molecular function (GO): mRNA binding
Source: RefSeq, a predicted model, not a curated record
GGGAGAAUCACGUAAAAAAGCCACACUUCACCCGGAACAGGAGGACCGAGGGAAACCACGGCAGAGAGAUUGUUGUGGACGAUCCACACAAAUACUCUGAAUUUUACCUCCCCGAUAGUUCUAACUACAAGUUACCUGAAAACACGGGCACAGAUAUAUCCGCUGCAGGAUCCAGCUCCAUCGUGCUCACCCCUGAGAUGUCGGUCGUGCCUCCCAGUCGCUCAGCAGCCGGCUGGCCGCGCGGCGGGGCCGUUCAAUUCGGGAACAAAUACAUCACCGGGCCUGCUAAACCCCUCACACUGGAGAGGACCAUCAACCUAUACCCUCUGACUAACUACACGUUCGGUACAAAGGAGCCUCUCUAUGAGAAGGACAGUUCAGUGGCUGCUCGCUUCCAGCGGAUGCGAGAAGAGUUUGAUAAGAUGGGGAUGCGGAGGACAGUGGAGGGGGUUCUCAUCGUUCAUGAGCACAGGCUGCCUCAUGUGCUACUUCUGCAGCUCGGCACAACUUUUUUCAAACUGCCCGGGGGAGAGCUGAAUCCUGGAGAAGAUGAGGUUGAGGGUCUGAAACGUCUGAUGACAGAGAUCCUUGGACGACAGGAUGGUGUGAAGCAGGACUGGGUGAUCGAUGACUGUAUUGGCAACUGGUGGCGCCCCAACUUUGAGCCUCCACAGUAUCCCUAUAUUCCAGCUCACAUCACCAAACCUAAGGAGCAUAAGAAACUGUUCCUGGUUCAGCUGCAAGAAAAAGCGCUCUUUGCUGUCCCUAAGAACUAUAAACUGGUGGCAGCACCGCUUUUUGAACUCUAUGACAACGCACCUGGAUAUGGACCAAUCAUUUCCAGUCUACCGCAGCUGCUGAGCAGAAUCAUUAUCAACACCCAUCCUAUUGUCAUGUCAAAGAACAACACUGAUCACCUCCAGAUUGACUCAUCGGUACCUGCUCCACAUUUAGGUUCAACUUCAUUUACAACUAAUCCGGAUGAACAGGAGCAGGUCCAGCUGUCUCUGUGAGUGCAGCUCUGUCGGGGUGAGGAUGAGAGACAAUGUGGUGAAAAUGAAAUCUCAUCUUCAGCUCAACGUUCAAAAGAGAACAUUGUCAUGUUUCACGGGGGGUGUUUAUACUGUUAAAGAAAAUGAAAAUGUCAUGUGUCUGUUCUCUCUUUUUUUUUAUCUUGAGAUACUGCUAGUUUUUUGUAGUAUGAAGGUCUGUAACCAGUGUGCUAAGAAUCCGAUUUUAUGUCCUCUCAGCUGAGGUCAAUGUUUGAUUAAACGAAGUACUUCAUUGACUUUCCUGUUGUUUUAACCAGUAACAACACAGUGUUUUUUGUUCCUUUUUAAUAAAGCAGUCCUUUUGA